This is a messenger RNA of Saccostrea cuccullata (small rock oyster), 2030 nucleotides long. RefSeq names its product tryptophan 2,3-dioxygenase-like. Bases 37 to 1011 code for a protein of 324 amino acids. The record is from RefSeq and is a predicted model, not a curated record. The transcript has 10 exons. NCBI's taxonomy places the organism in Eukaryota, Metazoa, Mollusca, Bivalvia, Ostreida, Ostreidae. Gene Ontology annotation, molecular function: metal ion binding; heme binding; L-tryptophan 2,3-dioxygenase activity.
GAUAAUAAGUUUUGUUUUAUGUAUGUUUUGUAGACUAUGGAUGAAAGCCGAAUGCUUAAUAUUAUCAAUAGAUUGCAGCGUGUCAGUUUGAUUUUAAAGUUGUUAGUCGACCAGUUUAUUAUAUUGGAAACAAUGACGCCACUAGAUUUCCUAGAGUUCAGACAGCAUUUAGCUACAGCAUCUGGAUUCCAGAGCCUUCAAUUCCGACUACUAGAAAACAAACUUGGGGUUAAGCAGGAAAAUCGUAUUAAAUACAACCAGCAACAUUACAUGAAGGUGUUCAAUGAUGAAGAAUCCAUAAAAAUGUUGACGGAUUCCGUGGAACAACCGUCACUGUUAGCUGUAGUAGAGAGGUGGUUGGAGAGAACCCCUGGCCUACAGCGUCACGACUUCUGUUUCUGGCGAGCCUUUGAAACAUCCGUCUGUCGAUGGCUGGAUGAAACGAUUUAUCAGCCUUACAUAGUAGAAACAGAUCCAAAGAUCAAGGAAACUCUAAUGGCAGAAUAUCAGAAACAGAAGGACUCCUUUGAUACAAUCCUGGACCCUAUCAAAUACAACACUUUUGUAGAGCGGGGUGAACGAAGGUUGAGUCAUAAAGCCUUUCAAGGCGCCCUCUUAAUUUCACUAUACAGAGACGAGCCUCGAUUUCACCAACCAUACCAACUUCUGACCCUUCUGAUGGACAUCGACUCUUUGAUGACGAAAUGGAGAUAUAACCACGUGAUGAUGGUACAGCGCAUGAUCGGAAGUAAGGUCGGGACUGGCGGUUCUUCUGGAUAUCAUUAUCUGAGGUCAACUGUCAGUGACCGUUACAAAGUAUUCCUGGACCUCUUUAAUCUCUCCACGUACGUGAUUCCACGAGAGUACAUUCCUCCCCUGACCAUGUCAAUGAAGCGAACAUUAAGCACUAUAUCUACUGAGGUAGAGAGUGGGAUCGAGGACCAGUCAAGCAGCUUAGAAAGCAGUGACCAAUCAAAUGAGGACACCUCUCAAGUCAUGUUCACUAUGUAGUUGUGACGUCAUAAUCAACAAGAACUCACCGCAUUGCAUAUUACCAAUGGAAAAUUUAAGUUUUUUUUGUGUGUGUGUCUGUGAUAAUAUGUAUGGUGAAUGUUGGCAUUACCUAUAAUGGAAAAAAAUUAUCAAAAUGUAAACAAUCAAUACCAAUUAUAUACUCUGUGAAUGCCGGCACAUUUUUCUGUUGCCAAAAUUUGAUAAUCCACCAGUUGUGAUAAUCAUCCAUGCGGGUUAGCUAGAUUUAGUCCAACCGUCAGACUACUGGAAAUGCAGAAAAAGAAACGUCAUUUCCGGUCCUGUGUUUGUGUAUCUUUAUAGUGCAAUUAUAAAGUUAGUGUAGAGUGUUUAGACUCUUGUCUCAUUGAGAUGCUGAGGAAUUAAAUAAAAAAUGGAAGACUGUUUUGUGCCUAUGGACACAUGAACAUUAAAUGUCUUUGAAUCACAUGUAUUAAGGUUUUGGAAUCAUAUAUGAGAAUUCCUUUACAGUUACAGUUGGUACUGGAGGAAAAAAAAACUUCGAACUUAUUAUCAUUGUUGUUUUGCUGUUAUUACCCAUUUGCAGUUGAUUCGAAAUUUAUUUGAUUAAUUUAGAUAUUAUAUUUUUAUCAAACUUUUAUAUUCCUAAGCAAAUCCUUGUUAAAGCAUGAUUUCACUUUUGUCCCGUAUCUUAAAGUAUAUAUAUUGACAAUCCUUAUCGUAACGUAACAGUAUAGCAUGUAAUAUGAAUCACACUAUAAUCGCAUGUUUUAAAAUGUAAAACACGAAAAGAAGUAUAUGUCGUAUUUUAUAAAAAAAAUGUGCAACAAUAUAAUAUUUUUAGCAUAUUCAUCUAAAGACAAAAAAAAAAAAAAGUAAAAAAAAAAUGAACAGAGAAAUAUCGGUCAACUCGGAUAUAUUUAAUUUUAAUAUGAGAUUAAAUUACAGUUAAAAUUCGGAUUUUUGUUCAAAUGUACAUGUCACAUGUUCUGCAUAUGACAAGAAAUGUUAAAUGCCAGUAUUAUGCCACUAAUAAA